This is a messenger RNA of Acanthosepion pharaonis, 1119 nucleotides long. Lineage: Eukaryota; Metazoa; Mollusca; Cephalopoda; Sepiida; Sepiidae. The record is from the annotation of a GenBank genome assembly.
AUGGACUCUUGGUGGUGGCGUUUUCUCUCUCUCUCUCUCUCUCUCUCUCUCUCUCUCUCUCUGGGCAAAUGGGCUAUUGUUUGUCGUACCAUCGUGCAUUAUCAAACUGGAAUGCAGGUUCUUUAUAAUGUGAAGCAGUGUGGUGCUCAUGAUCCAUGGUUCAACUUGAAACCUUCACCAAGACUAGCUGGACGGGUUCGGCGUUAUUACAUCGCCGCCGAAGAGAUUUUUUGGCAAUAUGCGCCUUUGAAGCGAAGCCUCAUUACUGCAGUAGGAAGAGACAGCUACAGCAUUCACUUGGGCAUCCUUGGCCCUUUUAUAAAGGCAGAAGUUGGUGACACCAUAAAAAUUCUCUUUAUGAACAAAGCCUCCCGGCCUUAUUCCAUGCAUCCUCAAGGGGUACAAUACGACAAACAGAAUGAAGGUCAAGUCUAUCUCGAUGGUCAUCCAAACAAAAAGAGCGGUCGAGUGCCACCAGGAGAAACGUUCGAAUACACGUGGACUGUACCAAAAUCUUCGGGACCCGGACCUAGUGAAGCCAACUGCAUCCCUUCGAUGUAUUAUUCAUCACAGGAGCCAAUAAGGGACCCCUAUGCAGGGUUAAUGGGUCCACUCAUUAUUUGCAGGAAGGGCAUUCUGGAUGAAAGAGAUUUCCGAAAAGAUGUUGAUAAAGAAUUUGCUUUGUUCUUCUCCAUCAUGGACGAAAAUAUGAGUUGGUAUUUGUCGGAAAACAUCGCCAAAUUUGCACCUGCACGUCUCAACACUUCUUUUGCAAAUGACCCGGCAUUCUAUCAAAGCAACUAUCUCUUCACCAUCAAUGGUUUAAUUUAUGGCAAUAACAAAGGCUUUGUAAUGACAGUUGGAGACCGAGUGGCUUGGUAUGUGAUGGCUUUGGGUAGUGACAAAGAUAUCCACACUGCUCAUUUCCAUGGCCAGACUUUCUUACAACCUACAGAUGGUGUGCACAGAGGUGAUGUACUUGAAGUGUCAGCAUCCGUAGCCCGCACAAUUGAAAUACAAACUGACAACCCAGGAACAUGGAUUCUGCACUGUCAUGUCAAUGAGCACAUCAUUGGAGGCAUGGAAAUGACUUACACUAUAUUACCAAAAGAAUUUUAA